GGGCGCAUGCGCGUGCGCGUGCGCAGAGGCUGGAGACUAGGUUCUCUGAGAUUGGAGAUGGCGGCGGCCGAGGACGCUUCGCCGCAGCCGGCGACUUCAGAGCAGCCGGCGGAGCUGCCUGCCUCCGUGCGGGCGAGCAUCGAGCGGAAGCGGCAGCGGGCGCUAAUGCUGCGCCAGGCCCGGCUGGCGGCCCGGCCCUACCCGGCGACGGCGGUUGCGGCUACCGGAGGCAUGACCAAUAUAAAAGCAGCCCCAAAGAUAAUUGAUACACAUGGAGGCUUCAUUCUGGAAGAGGAAGGAGAAGAACAACAUACAGUUGGAAAAGUUGUUCAUCAACCAGGACCUGUUAUGGAAUUUGAUUAUGCAAUAUGUGAAGAAUGUAGUAGAGAAUUUAUGGAUUCUUACCUUAUGAGCCACUUUGAUUUGCCAACUUGUGAUAACUGCAGAGAUGCUGAUGAUAAACACAAACUUAUAACUAAAACAGAAGCAAAACAAGAAUACCUUCUGAAAGACUGUGAUUUAGAAAAAAGAGAACCACCUCUUAAAUUUAUUGUGAAGAAGAAUCCUCGUCAUUCACAGUGGGGUGAUAUGAAACUCUACUUAAAAUUACAGAUUGUGAAGAGGGCUCUAGAAGUUUGGGGUAGUCAGGAAGCAUUAGAAGAAGCGAAGGAAGUUCGACAGAAAAACCGAGAGAAAAUGAAACAGAAGAAGUUUGAUAAAAAAGUAAAAGAAUUACGGCGAGCAGUAAGAAGCAGUGUAUGGAAAAAGGAAAUGGUUGCUCACCAACAUGAGUAUGGACAAGAAGAAAACCUAGAAGAUGACAUGUAUCGGAAGAUUUGUACUGUAUGUGGCCAUGAACUGACGUAUGAGAAGAUGUGAUUUUUAGUUAAAUGAUCUGUUUCAGAGUUUUAGGUUUAGAUACAAGAAAUUUACAUUGAUCUUAUUCAAAAUUCACACAAAAAAUACCUUUAGAGGUGAAAUAGUUGUGUAAGUAAUGCUUCAGUACUAAGUAUGUAUGUUAUCGCUUAAGAGCAAGUGUCAGCUCAGGUCUGCAAGUCUGCUUGUGGGCUAAAUACUGGGUCUAAUAAUUUUUUUCUGGUACAGGGAUGGGAGCUUAGUGGUACAGUACGUUUAAAAAUGUUAAGUGAGAGCUAAAGUUGAGAAAUAAGAAACCAAGGUAAACCUUCGAUUGGGGUAGGAGGAUGAGUUUUAGUAAAGGCAAAAGCUGGCUGUUGUAUUAGAUUCUUAUUCCAAGAAACAACAGGGAUGGUGGUAAACCCUGCCAAGUCAGCGAGAAAGGAGCUGUUACUGGGACAAGUCCUGGUUAAUAAUAGGAAAAAAGAAUGAGCUGUAGGCGCCUGACCAUGUAUUCUCUAUUUGUAGGGUUUACUAUAGGCCCUAAUAGUCAUUAGAUAGCUCUGUUCAAACCUGGAUUAAAAUGGAGAAACAGCAAGGAAGGUAAUUACAGUAAGUUUAUCAUAUCUUGCUAACAUUUACUGAGCACUUAAGUGCCAGGAAACCAUUAUGCUAGGUGCCUUAUAGAUAACCUAAUUUUAUCCUGGGAGGGAGGGAAGACAGCUUGCUUCUCUGUUUAUUUAGCACUUGGAAAGGAAAUGAUAAUAAAAAACCUGACAAAGGCAAAAGUCAAAACAAAACAAGUUAAACCCAAAGAGGGUUGACUGUAAUUACUCAUUAUUCUCUUUAUAAGUAUUCAAUACAGAAAUGCUAAAUAUA
This is a messenger RNA of Pipistrellus kuhlii (Kuhl's pipistrelle), 1734 nucleotides long. RefSeq names its product XPA, DNA damage recognition and repair factor (gene XPA). Gene Ontology annotation, molecular function: damaged DNA binding. Gene Ontology annotation, cellular component: nucleotide-excision repair factor 1 complex. Bases 7 to 879 code for a protein of 290 amino acids. Lineage: Eukaryota; Metazoa; Chordata; Mammalia; Chiroptera; Vespertilionidae. Gene Ontology annotation, biological process: nucleotide-excision repair, DNA damage recognition; base-excision repair; nucleotide-excision repair involved in interstrand cross-link repair. The transcript is spliced from 6 exons. The record is from RefSeq and is a predicted model, not a curated record.